GCGACGCGGCGGCGGGGUGACGCUCCGAUUCAGGGUAGAGGCGGAGAGGGCGGCGGGGAACGAGGCAUACACGCUCCAAUGCACGGUGGUGAUGGAGCCGGCGGCAGGGGGCGAAGCAACCGCCCUCCAAUGCAGCUUGGCGGCGGCAGGGGGCGAGGCAAACGCCCUCCAGUGCACCGUGGCGGCGGGGGCCGAGAAACCGGUAGAGGGGGCGAUGGAGGAGGGAGGGGUGUGGCUGCUCCUGUGGCAACUGACGAGAGCAACCCGGGCGAAGCGCACUCGGGCCAAGGCACAAGUAAUAAAGGAGCUAAAAAGAGGGAGUUUCGAAUUCCUUUCACAGUUGAACAAAUAAAGGUGACAAAUAUCAAACACAUUGGAGAUAGAGGAAGGUUAAAGAUGAGAAAGCCAAGUCACUGUCAGGAAAUGGAAGUAAUUUUGGACUUACAGGACCCGUCUAGUUUGUACCGCUUGAGAAUAAUGUUACAGUUUUUCCAUCCGAAUAUAUUACGCUGUGAGGGGUUGGUACGAGAUCAAAAUUCGUUUGCGACAUUUGUGGUGCCAUAUAGUGGUCUGUUAUCUGAAUUUUUAAAAAAUGUGGCCCUCUUCAAUAAGGAAUAUGUUGUUCCUUCUUCGGAAUUGCAAAGCAUCAUAAGACAAAUUGUUGAAGGUUUGGAUGAACUGAGAUCGCAUGGUUAUUACCAUGGCAACUUCAGUUUAAACAACACUUACUAUCAAAUGGAGGGAAGCAAAAUAAUUGUGAAACUCGCAAACUUCCAGCAAAAAGUUAAUCUUGAUGAUGCUCAGAUUGAAGAUUGGACUGCUCUUGGCAAAGCACUUGAAACAAUCUCUACGAAUGUCAAAACUAAGUCUCCCAACACGAAUUGCAGUCUAAUUGAUGAUUUAGCCCAGAAGUUAAAAACUGUCAAAAGCCCACGAAGCCUCCCUAAUAUAAAAUAUGUGCUUCUCAAUGAAGUUUUCUUUUGGGACAAAGAAACACGAACAAAGUUCGCUAUAUACACAAUUCCCAAGCAUUUAUCUGACCCCACAUUUAGAGAUAAUGUGGAAAACAGAUAUAAGUGUCAGAUUCCUUGGGAUGGGCAUGCUUUUCGUGGGCUUAAGGCGGCUAUGAAUGACUAUCGUAUGAAUUUUGUGGACAAGAAAACAUAUGAUGGAAACAGCAAGUUUCACAAACUUACCUUUCUUAGUGGGUGUUACACUCACGAGGAUGAACUCAAGAACUACAUUACAGACAACCAACAAUCAGUUGAUAGAGUCUUCCAGUUAUGUGACCCUACCAUAUUCGUCGACGUAAAGAAGCUUAUUCCUUAGGUACUUCGUUCGUGUAAACUUUCUCUUGAUUUAUCAAAUACGAGUUGCAGAAUACUAAUUUCCUUAGAUGAUAGGACCAUGGCCCUAUUCUAAUUCUGGAACUGUGUUAUAUUUGUGAACACAAUUUCGCCUUCCUUGCCACCUCUAUUUACUUGCAUCUAGUUUUUUGUUACACAAUGCUCAAUAAAAUGCAUUUUGAUAGCACGUUCGUUCAUGACACACGUGAUGGAGCGAUGCUAUAGUUCGCUAUGAGCAUUAUCCACAACCACCCACAGGUAAUCUCUUGUAUCUAUGCAUAUUAUUAUGUACGUGUAUGCAUGCAUAUUCUUAUGUACAAGAUGUCUUAUUGUAGAUAAAUACUACCUUGUCGACUCCGGAUAUCCCAACAGAGUUGGAUAUCUAGCACCAUACAAAGGGCAACGGUAUCAUGUACCCGAUUUCCAACAACACCCUCCCAUGGGGAGGUAUGAGACAUUCAACCAUCGACAUUCUUCUUUGCGUAAUGUUGUCGAAAGAUCAUUUGGUGUUCUCAAGAUGAAAUGGCGUAUUCUCCAAGACAUACCACGCUACAAACCGGAGACCCAAAAGAUGAUCAUCACUGCAUGCAUGUGUCUUCACAACUACAUUCGUGAUAGCAAGUUACGUGAUGAGCAUUUUGACAAGUUUGACAAUGAUGCAUACGUGCAACCUCCACAGCUGUUUAGAGGUGCCAACGCUUUACCACCUGAUGAUGAUGGUACCAUGGCCGCUACACGUGAGGCUAUUGCCGUCAGCCUUGUACCUUGAGAUCAUCCAUCUGUUUGUAGUUUGCAACUCCCUUUUAACUUGUAAUAUAAUGCAAUAUAUGACAUUUCCAACUCUGGUUCUAAAUUGUAAUGGUAAGCACUUUAUGAUAUUUGCAAGUCGCUUUUAUAUUGUAA
This is a messenger RNA of Triticum aestivum (bread wheat), 2249 nucleotides long. RefSeq lists its product as uncharacterized. The record is from RefSeq and is a predicted model, not a curated record. Gene Ontology annotation, biological process: protein phosphorylation. Gene Ontology annotation, molecular function: protein kinase activity. Bases 79 to 1329 code for a protein of 416 amino acids. The transcript is spliced from 6 exons. Lineage: Eukaryota; Viridiplantae; Streptophyta; Magnoliopsida; Poales; Poaceae.